This is a messenger RNA of Naegleria gruberi, 2424 nucleotides long. RefSeq lists its product as uncharacterized. The coding region runs from base 1 to 2424 and encodes 807 amino acids. The transcript has a single exon. The record is from RefSeq and is a predicted model, not a curated record. Lineage: Eukaryota; Heterolobosea; Eutetramitea; Acrasida; Naegleriidae.
AUGGCUAAACAUCCACCUUUAAAGAUCAAAACACAGCAUCGGAAUCCCGAAGAAGUGAAAGCACUCUUUUCCGAGAAUAUUAAAUACAUUGAAUCAUUUCUAGAUAAAUUUAACAUUUCACCACAAGAAUCUGAUUCAAUAGUAGAUAAUUUAUUUGAAAAAAACCUUUCAUUGCCUCUCUUUGUUUCAAUUUAUGAUGAUACCAAUAGCAAGAUGAAAUUUAGUAAUAUAUUGACCUUUUUGAAAUAUUUAUUAACUGUUGGAUCUUCUGCAAAAGUUACAGGAGAGGAUAUUACCGAAUUGAUUGUAAAAGUUUCACCUUGCAUUGAGUUUAUUCAAUAUGGACUAGAUAAUGAUAUUGGAAAUAGUUUUGAUAAAUUAUUGAGUGGAAAUGAACGAAUUGAUUUUUCAUCCGAUAAAAUUGUUGAGGAAUGGCUCGUAUCAACUUACCAUAUCUACUUUUGCAUGAUUAAACAAUUCAUAGCUACAGGUAAACUUUCUUUGAAAAUAAUUCAAUAUUUUAGGAAAGCACUUCUUCAUUUACUAGUUAUUUUGAGACAUAUUGGUAAUAGAAAAAGAAUGGCAAUAAUGAAUGGAGACACUGAUUUCAACCUUUCAUUCUCAGAAAAGUCAUUUAUGGUUUUAUGUUCUAAUUUACUCAAAAAGGGAUUUAAACAUGGUUUUUUGCAAUCCAAUUAUGCUCAUCAAAGAGUUUUCUUGGAGGGUAUCUACUAUUGUUUUGAUAAUAGGAUGAAUUAUGCCAAGUUUCUACACACCUUGUUAGUGUCUACAGAAAAGAGAGGAUUUAGAACGAUGCGUUCCUUAAUAAGAAAUGAUAUUCAAGAUAUUGGAGAAUUGACUGGAAAUGAUAUUAUUCCACAUGGAAUAAGUAAGGGUGACACUGCCACAAAUGUUGCUACUAGAGCGGUCAAAUUUCUAUGUUCUCUGUAUGGUAAAAUGAAGGAUAUAAAUAUGACACUACUUCCAGUUCUCCUUGAAUUCCUACCUUUCGUGUUGAAAGUUUUGAAUUGGACCUUUAUCCCAGCAUUUUUAAAAGAAGUUGCAACACAAGUUUGUGCAGUACUCGUAGGAACAUUUGAACAUGCAGCAACACCAACAGUGGAGAAUGAACAUUAUCUCAACAUUAUCAGAGACGCCCUUCCAUUCCUAUUUAACUAUGUUUCAACAAAGAUUCAAGACCUUUCUAGUGGAACGCAAGUACUGUGCUAUAAUAUGAUUAUUUGGAUUGCUAAAACACGAACUUCUUUCACUAUCGAACAAUUGACUCCACUGCUAGAGAUUUAUGAACCUAAAUUAAUAAGUAAGAAAGAGUACUUGGAAAUGAUCAAAUCUGUAUGGGUUCGUACCGUUGGUAGAGAACAUGUUCUAAAUCCAUUUUUUAUGAAACGAUUGUCAGAAAUGUCAGAAAUUGAAAUUCUACAUGAGGAAGCCUUGCCAAGAGUGAAAAUGAUUAUGCAUCUUUUGAAUAUAUUUUCACAAUCUAUUAAUAAUUACAUUGAUUUAAAAGUAGUGGCCGCUUUAACCAUUAAGAAAAUUGAGGAAUUUCUGAACAAGACUGAAAGCACUACUUUACAGGACUUUGAUAUGAGCAAUACCUUCUGUAAAAUUUUAAUCCAUUGUAUUGAUAACAUUACAGAUGUGGAGAAUAUCUUUCCAAUUCUACACGACCUCAUUAAGGUAGCCAUCAGUACUGAGCAUAUUCAUCGAACUAUCAGUUCUUCUGAUAUUUCUGAUUUGAAUGAUUUUAUCUUUAGACUUUUCAAAUAUGAAGAGGGAUACUUUUUAGAUUUGGUUCGUUUAUUGCAUGACAGAGGUUUAUUGGAAAAGUGUUGCAAGGGAGAGGAAUCAGGUGAACUCAUUAAUAACCUUAUACUGCCCUAUGUACUUGAACAAUCAAAAGGUGGUGAGAGUCGUGUUCCAAGUCAAGCUACUUGGGUACUCAUCAGUUUAGUUGUCUCUGAUAUGGUAUCUUCAAGAAAACUAGUCGAAAGGAUCAAGCAUCACAUUAUAGAGAGCUGUUCCUUCCUUCGUGAUGGCCCUACAAAGUUUGACUUUUUACAGAGACCUUACUACAAGGCCUUACUGAGUCUUGCCACUUUAAUCUUUGCAUACUAUCCAGAGGAGAUGAUUGACUAUCUACUUCCAAAUAGUCAGGUUCUAUUUUCCUCUGCACUUACAUCACCUGACACUAGCAAUUAUUUCCCACUAUUGUACAAUUUUACAUUGAGUGCUGCAGAGUAUUUUUUGGAUAAUGAUUUACUUUCUAAAAGUCCUGAGAUGUUACUUUCACUUCAAGUGCUCUUUACAUUUGUUCAUUACAUGCCACUGAAUGUAUCCAAUAUUAUUCUAGUACGUCGAGUUGUGAAUAAGUUUGAUUUGAGUGUUAGGGAAUUUUCUUCAUAG